ACGAAGGCAAGCAUUUCGAAGAAGAGUUUUUGUAGAAAUCUUGAGAUAAAGAGAAGAGAAGAGAAGAUGGUGGCAGGAAGUUUCAGCAUUGAAAUAGAGUCUCCAGUGGAGGCAAAAAGGCUGUGGAAAGCAACUGUGGACACCCACAACUUAUUGCCAAAGCAAGCACCAGGCCUCAUAUCGGGCAUCACACUUGUUCAAGGUGAUGGAGGAGUUGGUACCAUUCGACACGUUAAUUUCACUCCUGCCAACAAAGAUUUUAGCUAUAUGAAAGAGAAAGUGGACUUAGUUGACGAGGCCAACCUGGUUUAUGGUUACAGCCUUGUGGAAGGAGGAAUGUUGGGGGAAAAGGUAGCGUCAGUAAGCCACAAGAUUAAAUACACCCCUAAACCAGGGGGUAAUGGUGGAUGCAUUACCACAUUUACCUGCAACUACGAUAGCCUACCUGGUGUUCCCCAGGAUGAAGCCAAAAUUGAGGAGAUCAAGGCCAACAACACUGGUUUGUUCAAGCAGGUGGAGGAAUAUCUUAUCGCCAAUCCCACUUUAUACUGCUAAAUGGAGUAUCAAGAUCUCAAUGGCAGCAGUGUCAGUGUCACUUAAUAAUAUCUCACACUGAUGAUGAUAACAGGGAGGGUUGCACUAUUUGUCAAUGGCAGUUGUGCCACUUAGAUAUACUUCAAUAGGAAGAUGUAUGUCCUAGGCCUGUUAGCUGGGUCUAACUGUAAAGCUUUCUCACUUUCUCAAUGUUGGCUUAGAUUUUGGGUUUCCAAUUUCAGCCUCCUCGCAAUUGAUUAGAAAAAAAACUUUGUGUUUUUGCUGUAAUAAUGAGCUAAAGGUCGAUGCUUUCUUUUAAGUGUUCAA
Messenger RNA from Cryptomeria japonica (Japanese cedar), 861 nucleotides. RefSeq names its product pathogenesis-related protein 1-like. Gene Ontology annotation, biological process: abscisic acid-activated signaling pathway; defense response. The record is from RefSeq and is a predicted model, not a curated record. The transcript is spliced from 2 exons. Lineage: Eukaryota; Viridiplantae; Streptophyta; Pinopsida; Cupressales; Cupressaceae. The coding region runs from base 67 to 555 and encodes 162 amino acids. Gene Ontology annotation, molecular function: protein phosphatase inhibitor activity; abscisic acid binding; signaling receptor activity. Gene Ontology annotation, cellular component: nucleus; cytoplasm.